Molecule: messenger RNA, 1074 nt
Organism: Musa acuminata AAA Group (dessert banana)
Lineage: Eukaryota; Viridiplantae; Streptophyta; Magnoliopsida; Zingiberales; Musaceae
Product: stress-related protein-like
Exons: 3
Coding region: 165-836 (223 amino acids)
Source: RefSeq, a predicted model, not a curated record
AAAGGCCCCCCGCCCUCUUUGAUUCUGGGAAGUGUGUAGAAGCACAUGGAGGAGUCCUAAAAAGCGGGGCGGGAGCGAUAAGAAAAGGUGGAAAUCGCAGAGGCCGUGGAGCAAAAGAUUUCUUGCUUUGUCCUGCACAUCGAGAUCGUUGGAGCCCUGCGACGAUGGCAGACUACCAUGCCCAAACUGAAGAGAUCAGCCGGGAGGGAGAGGGGCUGAAGUACUUGAACUUCGUGCACCUGGCGGCGAUGCAGGCGGUUGUGUGCCUGGCGAUGCUGUACCAGUUCGCGAAGAUGAGCUCGGGGCCGCUGAAGCCGGGGGUGUACCUCGCGGAGGGAACCGUCAAGGUCGUGAUCGGCCCCGUGUGUGAGAGGUUCCGUGAUGUGCCUUUCGAGUUCCUCAAGUUCCUCGAUCGCAAGACGGGCGAGUCGCUCACCGCGGUGGCACGGAACGUGGCGGCACUCCUGAAGUCGGCGUCGGCCCAGGCGUACAAAGCGAUCCAGAAGGCGCGGGCCGGGGCGGUGGCAAUGGCGUCGGGGGUGGCGAAGGAAGUGUACGUGCGCUGCGAGCUGGUGGCGGAGCGGUACGCUGUCGCGGCCUGGCGGUCGCUGAACCGCCUGCCGCUUUUCCCGCGGGUGGCGCUGGUCCUCGUUCACAUGGCGGCUUAUUGGGCUGCGAAGUACAACAGCGAGGUGGGAACCGCGGCGGGAAGGGGCUACGCGGUGGCACAGUACCUACCGACGGUGCCUAUCGAGAGGAUCACGAAUGUCUUCCUGGAGGAUUCGGAGAAGGCAAGGCGUGAACGCACCGCCAAAGCUGUAGCGGCGGCAGAGUGACCGGUGGUACUGUUGAUGGAAAGCGUGCGGCUUCCUAAUAGUUUAUCUACUAUGAAAGAAUACGUAUUUGGUGUGCUGUGCUCCGAAUACGAAUAAGUAUCGAUGCUAUCGAAACCAACGGAUGGUGUAGGAUAGGAUAGAAUUUGUCCGAAUUAAAGGUUGCUUGUUGUAGAAAAUGUUGUCAAUCACAUGGCUAAAUGAAGAAUUGAGUAUGAAAAUAUCGUUCUACUUGGAAAUA